Molecule: messenger RNA, 1112 nt
Organism: Stegastes partitus (bicolor damselfish)
Lineage: Eukaryota; Metazoa; Chordata; Actinopteri; Pomacentridae
Gene: tmem125a
Product: transmembrane protein 125a
Exons: 1
Coding region: 1-699 (232 amino acids)
Source: RefSeq, a predicted model, not a curated record
AUGCCAGAGCUGGACAACGUUCCCCCCUUGAGGGGAACCAGAGGCCCUGAUCUGGGCCUGAAUGGACCAGCAGACCCUGCUCAGAUUCAACACAGUAUCCUGGAGGAGCAAGUGGAACUGUGGUGGUUCAGAGAUCCUGGGAAGUCUCUACUCUGCUACUGCGUCGCCGUGCUUCUAAUCCUGGGUUGCGGACUGGGCGGCGUCGGCCUUCUUUCCACUACCACCAGUGUCUCGAGUGAGUGGCGGCUGGGUGCAGGUACAGCCUUGUGCCUGCUCGCCCUCGGGGUGCUGCUCAAGCAACUGCUCAGCUCAGCUGUGCAGGACAUGAAUUGUGUUAGAAGUCGACGGCGGAUUGACAUGCUAAAGAGCGGUGGUUUAUCUGACCUGCUAGUGGUUUUGAUUACUGGACUGUCACUGUUGAUCUGUGGAGGGGUUCUGCUUCGCUUGGCCCUGGCGAACCAUAUGCCAAAGCCCGGACAAGCCCUUAAUGACAUGUAUAUCUCUGGAGUGGUUUUGCUGGCUGGAGGGGGGGCUGCAGUUGUGGGAGUUGGGAUAUACUCCGUUGUGGUUCUCCUGCUUGAGAGGACAAGGCAUGGACGAAGGUUGGUAGACCGGGUUUUGAAUGUCUUCACUGUUUCAGGACACAUGGACCGCCAGGCUCGCAGAGAGACUACCUCCAGUUUGGCUAACCUCAUAUGAGUUGCAACCACACUAAAGCUGUGUAUUUUGAACCCUCCCUUGACUAAAUUAGAACAGGCUUUAUGCCCAGAUAUUACAAGAAAUCUGAUUAAAACGAGAUUCAUAACUUACAUGCUCGAGCUUUAUCACAAGCUGAUUAGAUUGUGUAUGAGACAAAAUGAGUUGAAUUUGUAAUAUCUGCUGGGUGCAGAUAUUAGACGUAGGCAGUCAAAUCUCACUGACAGAGUAAAGCUGUGCAAGUUCAAGAGUAACACUGAAGAACUGAUUGCUACGUGGCAAUGCUCACAAUGCAGCUUAAAGAAUCUAAAUUCCUAUUAUUUCUACAUGUGUUCAGCAUUUAAAGUUUAAUACAUCUUACUCCAUUCACAUAGGACCAACGCCAAAAUUGUGGUGGCAGUUUGCCUGAAGUAGUG